AUGCUCAAAGCCUUCCAAAGAUUGUGGUCUGACAAUUUGAGCUACACUGACAACGAGCACUGGCAAGGCCCGGGCCGUGCAAGACACACAUCAUCAAAGAAAUUGCUGUUAGGCAUAGAGGGAACGCUCGCGGCCUCAUCGCUUCUUCUAGUCCUAGCUUGGUAUCUUUCAAAAGCACAUUCUGGGUUCGAGAUUGCAAUAAUCAGUCAGUAUGUUCUAACAUAUGCUCCUACAGCUUUCAUGCUGGUGGUAAUCGCGGCUUGGAGGCAAGUGGAUCUUGCCUGUAAAAUUGGAGCACCUUGGAUUGCCCUGGAACACGGACGAAGCCCUGCAGACAAGUCAGUCCUGCUCGAUUAUAUUUCGACCUUUCAAUUACUCGGGUUCUAUCAGUCUCUCAAAAAUGGUCAUCUAGCGGUGACACUUGGCAUAGUCGGCUUCCUGCUGCUCAAACUCGCGACAAUCGCAUCUACUGGCCUGCUUGUUCUCAGACCACGUGCGAGCAGCUAUGUACAAGACGUCGUCAUUUACGACACAUUCGAUGGCACACUCUACAAUGCUUCCGAUUUCACUCCCUUACAGGAUCAGAUGCCAGUAUAUACCGCAUAUGGAUUGGCAAUGGGUCAGCUUGAACCCCCUUUUGGUACCUCAUCGAGUGCAGCUUACACGACCUUCAGCUGUCCAGCAAGCAACACUUCCGAUGCGGUGUUUGAAGUUGAAGUGGAUGCCUUUCUUCCAGCCUUCACCUGUCAGCACGCUGAUAUCACCAUCGAGAUGGUGGUUACGAACACCACCGAUAUCAACCCGAAGCACCAAAUCCGUCUGCCAUACACUGAGUGCGAUAGCGAAAUUGGACCGAUCUAUGCUCUGAAUCCUACUCAAUAUGUCUGCCCAUCCCGCCAGCUUAGUGGCACUAUAUAUCCGUUCCAGUGCCAGGUCAAUGCAAGAACAGAAACUCACUAUCUGUUGACAAUGACUGAUAUUCGUUACCAACAAACUCUUAAUGGCACAGGAAAUAGAGAUUUAGGUGAUCCUAUCGUCGCUCUCGACUCUUCCACUACGGUGGCUCGAGCUACGAGCAUCAUGUGUCAGAUGUCAUAUACAACUGCGAGACUGAAUGUUUCUGGCAGCGUCGAUGCGUAUCCUAGCAGCAUAAAACCUGCUGGCAUACCCGUUCCUGUUACCAGUGGCCUGGAUGUUCUCACCGCCGAUAAUUUGACUCACAUGGUCAAUAUGGCAGCAUCAUCGGCCAGCGGGAUUUUCGGUAGCAAGGUUAAUGAUUACAGACUUGAGUAUCCGGAUGCAAUACUGAAGCUGCUAGCCUUGCGAACGUCUAACAACACUUACGAAGGCUUGCUAGAUCAGAAUACGUUCAUCGAGGCAACACAGGAAGUCUACAAACAGCUUGCUAUACAGGUUGUCAGCAGGCGUCUUCGACGAGGCAAACCGUCAAGCUCCCCAAGCUACGUCUUCGAAUCUAUGGAAACUUUGCAAAUAACCGAGACCUCAGCUUGGAUCAUGGCUGGAGCUUUCGUGGCUACCUGUUUAGCUGGUCUGGUUCUCCUUCGGCUUCGGGCAACCACUGUUCCAAACGUCCAGUCGCUAAUCAGACCUUGCCAAAUUGUGCGUGCAAGCAGCGAUCUGGCAGACGUGUUGCAGUUGACACAAGGACAGAACGAAGCCGAUGUGAAAAGGAUCUUGAACGAAUAUGAAUUCUCAACGCAAUACAACCCAAUUCAAGACUCCUUGUCUGUCACAACUUCAAACAAGCAAUCGUCUUCCCCUCCCAGUGUCGCGCGGUCCGGUGCCUCGCACUGGUGGAAGCAAAUAACAAUCUCUUAUUGGUUCUUUACUCUGACCUUUGUUUAUCCGACCCUCGUGAUGGCAUUGCUCGAAGGACUGCAACACAUUUCAGAGACGAAUGACGGCAUCGCAGCUAUUUCAACGUCGACUGGAUUCGUGCAGACCGCGAUCACCAACUUUGUUCCAGCCUUGGUUAUGAUCCUGCUGGCUACCAUGUUCAACUGCCUUGAAUUCAAUGUAGUCCUGCUGUAUCCAUAUCACAAGCUAACCACGGGCGUCUUUGCAUCACAGCUACAGCAUCAACCUCCGCUGCACCGACUAGCAAUUGUUUCAUUGUGGCAAGCUUUUCGCAAGCUCGACUUUGCUCCUUUGGGCUCUUCAGUAGCUGCCUUUAUAGGUGCUACCCUAACCAUAGCAGUUUCAGGCCUCUAUACCAUCGAAUCAAUCGCUCGACCUCGGUCGCUCGACGUGUCAGGAUUGGAUUCUAUCACCCCAAUCUGGAACAACAGCGUGGUCGAUGACGGUGGGGCUGCGAUCCUUCUCAGUCUUACCGAGAAUCUCAACCUGCCUUAUCCUCAAGGUACCUAUGAGGAACUCUACUUCCCAAGGCCUUGGUCACCAGCUUUGCAGAAUUCUCAUAGUAGAGGUUCCGUCGAAAAUCAGGUAGUGGAAUUGGAGCUGCCUGCAUAUCGAGGAAAUUUGGUGUGUGAAACUGCCGCAAUUGGAGAGUUUAACAUUAGUGUAGAAAAAAAUCGUAUUCAACAGAGCGCGACAAUAACCAGCAUCUUUCCCCUGCCCCCGAAUUGUCUUCGUGGAGGGUACGAAGGCAAUAGCUCGAACCUUAGUUUCUCUCACACGUUUCCAUUCGAACGCAAUGCGACAGAGGCGUAUGUCGCGAAACUCCUCGACAUCCACGUAGGUCCUUUCGACAGAAUUCGCGGCACCAGUGUUGGCGAACUCUCUGGCAACGGCAAUCCAGACAAUCCGCCUGGUUGUCCAUCUAUUGCCCUGAUCUAUGGCUAUCUUAGCCCAGCUGAUCUGUCUCAAACCAACCCCACUGGGGAAACGUUAGCAGUUCAGGUGUGCUAUCAAGAACUCCAUCAAGUUACGAUAAAUGCCACUCUCGAAGGCGUAUCAAUGAAAUUACCAGACAGGAAUCCUAAGAUUAUCGUGAACGAGACGUCUGCACAAACCCUGAAAGUGCCGCUUGGCGAGACUGAUAGAGAAGAAACGUCAGGUGACCAGAUAGCCUUCCAGUUUCGCAUCCAGUCACACAUAGAUGACUCUCUCUCUUUCUUCAACGACCCUGACAACAUCUUUAGUAGAGGCUCAAACGCCUUUAGUACAGUUGAUCGAUUUUUCCAAGGCAUCAUCUAUGGCCGCUCCAACGUUCCACUUGAGCGAUUGCAACUGCGAACACAGUCAGAUUUUGAUAUCGUGCAAAGGGGCAUACAAGGUAUGUACCGAAAAUACAUGGCUCAAGCGAUGUCUCGCAGGAUGAGCACUAGUGUGAACAAUCGCGAAGCGUCCGAAACAGGACAGAACCAGGCUCUGAAAUUUACUGGCUGGUUCAAGAGUGGCGACGGGGUUUCACAGCGUCGCUUGGUGCAACAUAACACUCCAAAACUCAUCUUACAAUGCCAGAUUGCGGUUAUGAUUAUUGGUGGGUUAGUAGCAGUGUCGACAAUGCAACUGAUGAACCUGCUACCCGCUCACGGUAAUCCUUGCACGAUUUGGGGCCAACUAGGCUUAUGGUCGAAGAGUAGCUGGUGCUCCGAAGCAAGUGCUAGAGCAGAAAUACAGUCGUUGGCACCAAAGUUUAAUGUAAAGCUACCAGCACAGAGUACAGUGUUUGAGGUCGAUGCUGAACAAGCAUCUGGCGAUCAAUUGUUUAGGCUCGGUUGGUGGACAAGAAAGAAAGCUGAUUCGACACUGGAACGUUGGUACGGAAUAGACGUGGUCCCACGAACAUAG
This is a messenger RNA of Lithohypha guttulata, 3774 nucleotides long. RefSeq lists its product as uncharacterized. The coding region runs from base 1 to 3774 and encodes 1257 amino acids. The transcript has a single exon. The record is from RefSeq and is a predicted model, not a curated record. Lineage: Eukaryota; Fungi; Ascomycota; Eurotiomycetes; Chaetothyriales; Trichomeriaceae.